CAGACAACAAACUUGGUCACCAAGCAACUGCCGAAACCAUCAAAUUACAUAUAUAUUAAUUACUCUCAUCUUCCUCUCUCUCUCUCUAAUCAAUUCCCACCAGAUUCUAAUUAAUUAACGACCUCAAGGCAUGGGCCUAAUCUUGGGCAAGAUCACCGUGGAAACCCCAAACUACGAGCUCCUCCACAAAUCCCCGGACUACGAGAUCCGAAAGUACCCUCCCUGCGUCGCGGCCCAAGUGACCUACGACCCGGCCCAGCUCAACAACAACCGCGACGGCGGAUUCGUCAUCCUCGCCAACUACAUCGGCGCCCUCGGCGAGGCCCAGAACUCCAAGCCCGCCGAAAAGAUCGCCAUGACCGCUCCGGUCAUCACCAGCGAGAGCGAGAAGAUCGCCAUGACCGCUCCGGUGAUGACGAGCGGUGGAGGGACGACGACGAUGCGGUUUUUGCUUCCGGCGAAGUACAGGAAGGCGGAGGAGGCGCCGAGGCCGAGGGAUGAGAGGGUUGUUAUAAAGGAGGAGGGGGAGAGGAAGUACGGGGUGGCGCGGUUUAGCGGGAGAGCCGCGGAGGGAGAGGUGAAGGAGAGGGCGGAGAGGUUGAAGACGAGUUUGGAGAGGGAUGGGUUCAAGGUUGUGGGCGAGUUUUUGCUGGCGAGGUACAAUCCGCCAUGGACUCUGCCUCCGCUUAGGACUAAUGAGAUUAUGGUUCCUGUUGAGUGAGUGAUGAGCGUGCUCUGUGAUUAUUUUUAUUAUUAUUAUUAUUUACUUAACGAAGCGAGGUUGUGUUGAGUUGAUGUAGUUUUUGAUAUUUGUUGUGUGCUUACGUGAAAGGAAAACUAACGAAAAUGAGUACAGGUUACUUCUAAUGCUA
This is a messenger RNA of Asparagus officinalis (garden asparagus), 872 nucleotides long. Its product is annotated as heme-binding-like protein At3g10130, chloroplastic. Lineage: Eukaryota; Viridiplantae; Streptophyta; Magnoliopsida; Asparagales; Asparagaceae. The record is from RefSeq and is a predicted model, not a curated record. The coding region runs from base 131 to 721 and encodes 196 amino acids. The transcript has a single exon.